AUGGAGUCUCUCCUCCAGCAGUCUCGGGCUAUGUGCCCGUUUCUCAAGCGCACUUCUCCCGCCGCAUUGCGCACUCUUUCUACGGCCACCCGCCCCAGCACCAGCCCAGGCGGCGGCACCAUGUCUAACCUUCAGGUCCUCGCUCGUCGUUGCCCUGUCAUGAGCAAGGCUUUGGCUGUGCAGAGCUCUCGUCUGGCCGGCACCAAGCGAUUCACCUCCUCUGCGGCUGGAGUGACGGGAUUGAACAACAAGUAUUUCCGCGCCCACCAGACCAACCGAGCCCUGCAUACCACCGCGGGUAAUGGUGCCAGUUUGAGUGAGGAGUCGUACAAGAAGAACGAGAGAGUUCACCCUAGUCUGGUCAACACUCCCGCUGCUCCCGCUGCGGAUGUAACCUCGACUCUCACCGGCCCACGCCCCCACGCUCCUUCUACCACUCGAUUCAACUACAAUGAUUUCUACAAUGCCGAAUUGGAGAAGAAGCACAAGGACAAGUCCUACCGCUACUUCAACAACAUCAACCGUCUCGCCAAGGAGUUCCCUCGCGCUCACACUACCUCCAGUGAGGAGCGGGUGACGGUGUGGUGCUCCAAUGACUAUCUUGGAAUGGGCCGCAACCCUGAGGUGCUGAAUUCGAUGCAUCAAACUCUAGAUAACUAUGGAGCCGGUGCAGGAGGUACCCGUAACAUUUCCGGUCAUAACAAACAUGCGGUAGCGUUGGAGGAUACUCUGGCCAAGCUGCAUGGCAAGGAAGCGGCUCUGGUGUUCAGCUCCUGCUUCGUGGCCAACGAUGCCACUCUCGCUACCCUUGGCAGUAAAAUGCCCGACUGUGUCAUCUUGUCGGAUAGUCUCAACCAUGCGUCCAUGAUCCAGGGUAUUCGUCACUCGGGUACCAAGAAGAUGGUUUUCAAGCACAACGAUCUUGUGGAUCUCGAAGCCAAACUGGCAUCUCUGCCCUUGCAUGUCCCUAAGAUCAUCGCCUUUGAGUCUGUUUACAGUAUGUGUGGCUCUAUUGCUCCGAUCGAGAAGAUUCAAGACCUCGCGGACAAGUACGGCGCCAUUACCUUCCUUGAUGAAGUGCACGCUGUGGGCAUGUAUGGUCCUCACGGUGCCGGUGUUGCGGAACACCUCGACUACGACGCCUAUGCUUCUCUGGACACAGCCAACCCUCGCAGCACCAAGGGAACUGUGAUGGACCGUGUUGACAUUAUCACUGGUACUCUGGGCAAGGCCUAUGGUUGCGUUGGCGGUUACAUUGCUGGUUCUGCUGCCAUGGUCGACACCAUCCGUUCUCUCGCCCCUGGAUUCAUUUUUACUACUUCGCUGCCUCCAGCCACCAUGGCUGGUGCUGACACCGCCAUCAAGUAUCAAGCCCAGCACCAGGGAGAUCGUGUUUUGCAGCAGCUGCACACUCGCAUGGUCAAGGACUCCUUCAAGGAGUUGGAUAUUCCCGUGAUCCCGAACCCGUCUCACAUCGUCCCUCUCUUGGUUGGUGAUGCGGAGGUGGCCAGACAGGCCUCGGACAUGCUGCUGGAAGAGCACGGCAUCUAUGUGCAGGCCAUCAACUACCCCACCGUCCCUCGAGGUGAAGAGCGUUUGCGUAUCACCCCAACUCCUGGCCAUGUCAAGGAACACCAGGACCACUUGGUUCAGGCCGUUCAGGACGUCUGGCAGAAAUUGAACAUCAAGCGUGCCAGCGACUGGGAGGCCCUUGGUGGGUUCGUUGGCGUGGGCGUCGAAGGCGCUGAGGCUGAUAACAUGCCCAUGUGGGAGGAUGGGCAGCUGGGUCUGCGCAGCAACGAAACUCUCCAGGCGGCUGUCGAUCGUGCGUUCCAGAAUGAGAAGCCUGCUGUUGCGUCUCAGCCUCGCAUGCAGACUGCUACUCCCAUCCAGCCGGCUGUGACCAUGGCGUCGACUCCGGUGGGAGUUGCUGCUUAA
Molecule: messenger RNA, 1938 nt
Organism: Aspergillus wentii DTO 134E9
Lineage: Eukaryota; Fungi; Ascomycota; Eurotiomycetes; Eurotiales; Aspergillaceae
Gene: hemA
Product: 5-aminolevulinic acid synthase HemA
Exons: 2
Coding region: 1-1938 (645 amino acids)
Biological process (GO): heme biosynthetic process
Cellular component (GO): mitochondrion
Molecular function (GO): 5-aminolevulinate synthase activity; pyridoxal phosphate binding
Source: RefSeq, a predicted model, not a curated record